Molecule: messenger RNA, 4153 nt
Organism: Pogona vitticeps (central bearded dragon)
Lineage: Eukaryota; Metazoa; Chordata; Lepidosauria; Squamata; Agamidae
Source: RefSeq, a predicted model, not a curated record
UCGUAAGGUAAAAUCGGGCCAAGUUCCCACCUGCUGUCUUUAGAAGUUAGUGGACUAGGAUAGCGGAACCUUGACGAGUGCCUUGAGGCGGCGCGGGGGAAUGUUGUUGGUGAGACUCAACCCGGAAGUUUAGCCGUGACAGGCGAAGCGGCGGCAGCGGCGAAGUUGAGUUUGCCGUCCUCGAAGGCUUGAGAGGGCGAGGGUUUCCGCGCCGCUGUUUUCACGCGUGCUGGGGCUUCUCUCUCUUUCCCCCCAUCUUCCGCUUUUCUUUAUACAGGCCGGGUCUUUCUUUGCUUGCUCGCCGCCGCCGCCGCCACGAUGUCCUCAGACUUCGAGGGCUACGAGCAGGACUUCUCGGUCCUCACCGCAGAGAUUACGAACCGCAUUGGGAAGGUGCCCAAGUUGUUAGGAGAUGAGAAGAGGCAAAUGGUUUCAACAGUGGAGAAACAGCUGGAAGAAGCAAGAGAGCUGCUGGAACAAAUGGAGCUUGAAGUUCGAGAAAUCCCUCCACAGAGCCGAGGCAUGUACAGCAACAGGAUGAGGAGCUACAAGCAAGAAAUGGACAAACUUGAAGCAGAUUUUAAAAGGUCACGGAUUGCCUACAGUGACGAGGUGCGGAAUGAGCUCCUAGGGGAUGAUGGGAAUUCCUCCGAGAUCCAGUUGAUAAAAUUACGUGAAGAGAGGGCACAUCUGCUCGAUAACACAGAGAGGCUGGAAAGGUCAUCUCGGAGACUAGAGGCUGGAUACCAAAUAGCAGUGGAAACUGAACAGAUUGGUCAGGAAAUACUGGAAAACCUCAGCCAUGACAGAGAGAAGAUUCAACGUGCUCGAGAAAGACUCAGAGAAACAGAUGCAAACCUGGGAAAAAGUUCAAGGAUCCUUACAGGAAUGUUACGAAGGAUCAUCCAGAACCGGAUUUUGAUAGUUAUCUUGGGGAUCAUCGUGGUCUUAGCAGUCAUUAUGGUUAUUUAUUUUUCUGUCAGAGGACACUGAUAUCUUUGUUCUUUGCUAACCAGCAGCAAACUACUUCAGAGUAAUUAAGACAAAGUGGUCACAUGAAUCAUUCUCUUACACUGAAAUAAGUCUGCCUUCCUAAAUCUACAGUUCAACUCUGGAGCAAGUAGCAUAAAUAUUUUGUCUUAUAGGCUGCAUGUCCAUUUGAUAUUUUUCUUGUUUUAGAGAGUGUGUUAUAAUAUGACUCAUAUGGUUUUUCGUUAUUAAUGUAUAAAAUAAACAUACAAAAUUAACAGAUAUAUAAGACUGCAAUGCAAUUUGCAUAUGAAAUUCUAGGCCCUUAUUAAUAUUCAUGAUUGUAAGGAUUUACACACUUGACUUACACCGAAUUAGUAUUUAAAUUUAUAUCAGAAAUUUGAGACUUCUCAUUUGAGGGACUUGGACAAGGAGCACACAAGAUCUCAAAAACAAAAAAGGGGUGUCAUAUUUGUGCUUGAGUAAUUAUCACAGAUAUAACCCAACAAAGCAAAGGAGUUAUUGUAUCUAAUAAACAUAUCACCUUUUAACUGAAUAGCUUAAAUUCCACUGUGAAUCUAUUAUUGUAACAUGAUAACUGUUCUUUUUUAAAAAAUUCUGACACUGUACAUAUUCUCAUCUGCAUCAAGUCCUGGGUUAUCUCUUGCUGUGUUCUCCUAUGACCAUAUUAUUACACUGUUAAUUUUGCUUUGUAUUACUGUGAUUUAAAUGUAUGUGAAGUUCAAAGGAAAAAGAUUGAUUAAUAGAUGUGUAGAGAUUUCCUCCAACUCAUUUCUGAAGUUAAAUUCAAGAUAAUGAAUAAACCCCAAAAUAAAAGGGUUUAAAAUCUGAAGCACUAUGUUACAAUAAAUAUGACAAGGUGAUGUGGUGGCAAUAUUUUGAAUAAAUCAUGCCUAAAAAUAACAUUCAUUUCAUUGAAACAAAAAUUGUUUUAUUUCAUUUUGAAGUCCUUACCCAGAGAUGGCCAGUAAACAGUUGAAUUAACAAUUUUUUCCUCUGUCCAAGGAAAUCAGUCUAUGCUGCUAUUAUAGAUGCUGCUGCUUAUGUCUUACAACAUGUAUAUUACAGCAUCACAAGUCAGGUUCUUGUCAUUCCUCCUACCUUCUUUCCUACUCUCUUCAUACAAUCAAUACUCCCUAGAAUAUAUGCUGUGGCCAGUUCUGGUUCCCUACAUGUGUACCCGUAGGAUUAACUGAAAUCAUGCUUUUCUUUGAACCAGUGCAUUAUCUGUUGAAGUGCUAAGCCCACCCUCAGCAUCCCCUUACACAUUAUUCUCACUCACUCCUCAUCCCACCAGGAUGAACAGCAAGAGAGUUCUAUUCACGUUCCCUUGAAUCUCAGCAUGGCUCUUUGUGGCAUCAGGAACCCUACUUUUUCUGGAUCUUUAAUUGUGUAGAGAGUUCAGUUUGUUUGUUUUUCAAGCAGAAACUAGUAGAUUUCAGAAUUUGCCACUCAACCUAGCAAAGUCAUGGACUGAGAAGGCAUGGACACUUCUUUUAUUUAUUUUAUUUAUUAGAUUUAUAUACCACCCAUCUAGAACACAUCUACUUUGGGCAGUUUGCAUAUAACAUAAAAAUAAACUGAGGUAAAAACCAAAUUAAUCACAAAGUCCAAGAUGGAGACAGUUCCUGAACUGAGUUUAAAUAAAAGGCUUUCUUGGCUACAUCUUUAAGUUACCUUAGACCUCUAAAUAUAUGAGAUAGCUCUCUCUCUCUCAUAUUUUGUUGACCAAGCCCUGUCUGUCUGCUUAUCUGCCUGCCUGCCUGCCUGCCUGCCUGCCUGCCUGCCAUCCAUCCAUCUAUCUGUCCAUCUCUCUCUCUCUCUCUCUCUCUCUCUCUCUCUUUGUCUCCUCCUGCUACACAUGCACAUAUACACAUGUCCACAUAGAACUUGAUUAGAAUAUCUCCACAUGACAGGCCUCAGCUUGGACUCAGUGUGGAAUAAGUCUAUAACGUGAACUCUUUUCUCCACUUCCAUUUCCCCCUUUCUCCUUGUUAUUGCACAUUAGUAGACAUGAAGGUUUCCUUGUAAUCUUAGGGCCUUUGUUGGGCUGUACCGCUGUGAGUGUGCUGUCAAACAUCUAGGUGACCAGGAGUUAUGGGCUGUUUGAUACAUGUGCUUAUGAAUGUUUUGAGAUUCCGAGAAUUCUAGAAACUACAUUUCCCAAAUUUCUGGAAUUCCUGGAUGUUAUCCCACAUGCUUUCAAUAAGCCCUAGUGCAGCACCUGCACUACAAUAAGAAGAGGAAUGGGUCAGGGGCUGGAGUUCCACUGUGGGGGAACAUGGAUCAAAGGCCUCUCAUAUUUCAUUGAAGAGUUGCUCUUAAAUGAAAUCUGUAGAGGCACUUGUUGAAUCUGAUGCCCAUGCCAUUCUGUUUUCCGGCCCUGGGUUGUCACAAAUGUUUGUUUAAUGCCUGCAGCUCUGAAGCCUCAGUGUGGCCACCUCUACUAUAAAAUGAGUAUGUGCAAUAUUCUCUUCUAGCAUCUGUGCACUGAAGAUGUUAAAGAAUGAUUAGAAUUUCAUCAGAAUUCUAUAAAAUUCCCUAAAGAAAGAUUUUCAUACUACUUUUUAAUAUUCAUCAUCGAUUGUUCCUUGCCAAGACUAUGAAGCUACAAAUUUUAAAUCUUUACAAAAUAAAAAAAAACUUUUAAAAAGGUUAUCACCUGAAGGCCAUUAAAAUCUAGAAGCUUUAUCUCACCUAUUAUUUUAAAGAAUAGCAAGUUUCUAUUGGCUUCCAUGAUAUCCCUAUUCAAACACCUCGAAAUGGAAUUUGGUCCUAAACUUGUUUGCUGCCAGGACACAAAGAAGUGAAUGAAAUCUAUGUUGAUGUAGCCAACUCAAAUAACACUUGAGUAGCUUAGUGAAGAAAUGUAAGAUGAGGAGAUUCACAAGAGAAAUGCUAUUUAUUGAAAAAGGGUAGGGCAUGCAUUUCUUCAGAUAAAUCAUUUAAGUUGUGUAAACAGAACCACAGCCUUUACCAUCUUAAUAACAGCGUAUGACUGAGUUAAUGGGAUCUGGGCAAAUGGGAUUGAGGGAGACGCUUGCCAGUGUUAAAAAGUAUGGUAUGUAUCAAAGCAGGUUAGAAGAUGUGCAUUUUCAUAAAUCCUUUGUUCUGUGAGCAACUGUAAAUAUAAAUCUCAAAUAAAAAUAAAUAAAUUAUGUUA